Molecule: messenger RNA, 785 nt
Organism: Aphidius gifuensis
Lineage: Eukaryota; Metazoa; Arthropoda; Insecta; Hymenoptera; Braconidae
Exons: 4
Coding region: 159-620 (153 amino acids)
Biological process (GO): regulation of synaptic transmission, cholinergic; sleep; positive regulation of voltage-gated potassium channel activity
Source: RefSeq, a predicted model, not a curated record
AGUCUUGACAAAUAAUAUUCAUUUUUUUAAAUUUAUAUUGUCUUGACAAGCAACCACUUAUGUAAUUUCCGUAAUAAUAUAUUUAAAAAAAAAAAUAAGAUAAGAUAAGACAAACAAACUCUAAGAACAAUCAGAUAAAUAUACUUGAUUAUGACGGAAUGAGUUUAUUAGUUAUCGAAUCAUUGUGUGUUUCGUUACAUUCAAAAAUGACAACUCAAAAUUAUAUUCAUGCAACUGUCCUUGCUAUUGUUUUAGCAACUAUAAUUAGUGAAGGGACAUCAAUAAUUUGUUACGAGUGUAAUUCUAUUUCUAAUCCUGACUGUGCAAAUAAUGUGGAAAAUAUUAAACCAAUUGAUUGUUCUAAUAAAACAAAUAGUUUUCCAAUAAAUCACGAGAUAAAUAAUUAUCAACAACGAGUCUCUGAAAAUACUUAUUCAGCAUGCAUCAAAGUUGUAGCACAAUCUCAAUUUUUUCUGGGCAAAGCUAACAGUACAGGAACAGCAGUUGGCAGAGCAUGUAUCAACAAUAAAACAGUUGGGUUAGUAAUUUGCAAUACCCUUAAAUCAAAUGAAAGUGUAACUUCUUGUGAUGUUUGUACUGACAAUGAAUAUCAACAAUGACUUUCAAAAUAAUUUCAAUAAUAUUUCCAAUUGGAAUUGCUCUUUACUUGGCAUAAUAAACAAAAAUUAUUGCAAAAUAAUCUAAUAAAAAAUUAAUGUACUGACAUUUUUAAUGUAAACUAAAAAAAAUACAAGUAUAUAAUAAAUUUUAAACUCUAAAAAAAA